This is a messenger RNA of Stylophora pistillata, 4829 nucleotides long. RefSeq names its product clathrin interactor 1. Lineage: Eukaryota; Metazoa; Cnidaria; Anthozoa; Scleractinia; Pocilloporidae. The record is from RefSeq and is a predicted model, not a curated record. Gene Ontology annotation, cellular component: clathrin vesicle coat; plasma membrane; endosome. Gene Ontology annotation, molecular function: clathrin binding; phospholipid binding. Gene Ontology annotation, biological process: endocytosis.
UUGAUGCCGAAGACGCCAUUUUUGUUGCGGCGUAGGGAUUUAUUUCAAUCCGUCUCCAUCGUCGCUUCAUUGUUAGAUAAAUGACUUGAUUUCUUAUUUUCGAGUCGCCAAUAAAAUACUCUUAACCAAAAUGUGGAAAAUACGCGAAUUACAGGACAAAGUCACGAAUGUAGUUAUGAAUUACACUGAAAUUGAAGCCAAAGUAAGGGAAGCCACAAAUGACGAUAGUUGGGGUCCUCACGGAACUGUAAUGGCGGAGAUUGCAAGGUACACUUUUACGUACGAACACUUUCCAGAGGUCAUGUCCAUGUUAUGGAAAAGAAUGUUACACGAAAACAAGAAGAACUGGCGGAGAAUUUACAAGGCUUUGCUGCUUCUUACGUAUCUGGUGAAGAACGGAUCUGAGCGAGUGGUAACCAAUACGAGAGACCACAUUUACGAUUUAAGACAGCUAGAAAACUUCAAUCACACCGACGAAUUUGGGAGAGAUCAAGGAAUUAACAUUCGACACAAAGUAAAAGACCUUGUUGAGUUAGUGCAAGAUGACGAAAGAUUGAAGCAAGAACGGAAGAGGGCCAAGAAAAAUCGUGACAAGUACAAAGGAGUUUCUAAUGAUGACUAUACAAGAUCAUAUAGUGAUCGUUAUGAUUCUGAACCUCGGGGCACAGACCAAUUUGAUGAAUUUAACGGAAGAACAACACGCAAAAGUAGAAUCAGAGACUGGAGGGAAAGAGCUGGGUCAUAUGGAGAGUACAAAGACAAAGACAGUGAGGAAGAGGAAGCAGAGGAAGCAGAGGAAGAAAAAGACAAAAACAGCACAAGCAGUCCAGAUUCUUCCCAAAAUCCAACCCCAAAGCUACAGUCUAAACCUUCAAGGACUAUUGAUCUUGGGGCCGCAGCAAAUUUUGGAAAACUAGAUAUAACAAAGAACAAAUCUGAAAAACCAGUCCAAAGUGCAGCUCAGUCUACAGUGUCUUCCAGUCGUGCAGACUUGGUAGACUUAUUCUCUGGGCCUUCUGGCACAGCGCUUACAGCACAACCCUUCCAGGCUCCUCCCGCCUCGGUUGUGCCAUCAUCAAAUGAUGAUAGUUUUUUUGCAGACUUUGCUUCUGCUCCUGCCGAGGGAGGAACCAUCAGAGGAUCAGAAAAUGUGAAUUUCAGCAAUGGUACUCCAGAAGCAAGUGAUGACUUUGGUGAUUUUGCAGCUUUCCGUACUGGAAGUCCUCCCCAGAGCAAUUUGUCCGAUGAUGCAUUUUUUUCUGGUUUUGAGAGUAAUACUACACCUCAGUCUAAUCAGAUUACAGUGAGCCAGUCAGUUCCUCAAAAUGCAAGUCAGUUUUUCUCUGCUUCCCAAUCUCAGUCAGUAGUGAAUCCCCCUCUUCAGCCACAAAGCACUGUGCUUCCAGGGCUACAUCCUCAAUUGGGUCCUCUGACUCAACCUGGGUUGCAGCCUCAACCAGGGCUACUGUCUCAAACCUCACUACAGCCGCAACCAUCACUACAGUCACAACCUGGGCUACAGCCCCAAGCUUCUCUACAGCCUCAACCUGUGCAUUCUGCCUUAAUGAAUAACCAAUUUGUUUCUGGAGCAAUGCAGGGCCAGAUACCAAACACCCAGCUUUUUGUUCAACCUCAACCAAGUCAACAACCAAUGCUGAUAAAACCACAGACUAUGACCCCAUCAAAGCCAUUAUUACCCAGUGGAAAAUCAUCUUCAAGUGUGAUGGCAGAGGGCACACCUUUACGUCAGAAGGCGGUGAAAUCAACAACAUGGUCAAACAGUCCAGUUGACAUUAGUCUAGACAAUUUAAGCCCCAUGAGCCAUAAGGACAAACCAGCUCAGCCAAGCAUGAAUGAGUUGUAUUCAAACCAACAGCAGGUUCCAUCAGCAGCAAUGGGCUCCUAUAACAUGCCACAGCAGGGUAUGUACCCCAUGGGGAUGCCAUCAGUGAACACAAAUUACCCUGUCAUGGGCAUGGCAGCACCACAGAUAAACAUGGUGGGUCCAAACAUGAGUCAGAUGGCAGUGUCAUCUAAUGUGCCCAUGAUGCCAAUGACAAACAGAGCAAUGGGAAUGAUGCAGCCAAGACCAAUGGGACAAAUGCCAAGCUUUGGCACUAGUGGUUAUUCAACUUACAAAGGUGUCAGUUGAUGUUAAAGGCUUUGGACAGAGUGCAUUAACAGCUAAGCUAGUGCAUCCAAAUAAGGUUGUACUGUUGGACUAAAAUUCCCAUCUAGCGAGAAAUACACCAUUAAAUAGUGCAAAAUUAAAAUUUAAUCAAAUUAAAUUCAUCAUUGGCUGGGCCAAAUUGAGAUAAGGUGAGACGUUGUGAAGGAGGUUGAAGACCAAGGUUGAUUUUCCCUAUUACUUGAAUUUUUUUGCAACUCUUUGUUUUCAUGAUUACCAAAAUAACUAGAACUGUAAAUGACAGUCAUGUGAAACGCAGUGUCACCUUCUUAAAAUGCAUGUAUGACCAAAAUUUUGUGGCCUUAAUUCCUCCAGAUAUUCAUGAAAUAACCAAUAGGUGAUAUGUAUAACAUAACUUCAAGGGAAAAAUACCAUGAUGAUGGCAUUAUGUACCAUUUAAAAGUAUCAUAAACAAAAUAUUUUUCUUGUUGUUACUGUUGAAAUCGUUAACUAUUAUUUUGGAGAAAAAUUGCAAAAUUCGUCGUGAAAUGGGGGAAUAAUCUUGACAAAAUCACCUGAUAGAGGUGUUAUGAAUACAGUGCAAGAGACUUCAGAAUUCUUUCCCACACACAAACACACACACACACACACACACACGCACAAGUGUAAAACAACAUUCUUGAAAAUUUCUUGUAAUAAGGUGGUACAGAAGAUGCUAAACAGCCAUAUAGAUAGACUAGUUCUUGUUGAAGACUUUACUAAAAGGAUAGUGGGUUUCGAUUGAUUUUUGUUAAUUUGGGAGAGAAGAAAUUCCACAAUUAUAUCAUGUUGAAUCAAUCUUACAUUUUAUCAGUCCUCUACAUAGAUACUGGCUCGAAAGGUCACUCAAUCUUAUUGUUAUAUACUGGGUAAUCACUCACAACGUGUCCAUGCUUAGGAUUAAUGAAAUGCCAAUGACUUUGAUAUUAAGGCAGGUUGUGAACUACAAAGAAUUUGAUUUUUUUUUUCUUUUUACAAGAAAGAACCAGUUGGACAACUUAAAAACAACAAGAGAGGCACAGUGUAUGAUUAAGAAGUAUUCCUUUUUAAGUCACCUACCUUUGCUGCAUGAUGUACAUUGCAGUUUUGACUUAAAUGUCUGCCCUAAGGGUGAAAAUGAUUUUUUGUUUUGUUUUGUUUUGAGUUUUCUUAACAAACUGUAUUGAAGUCACAAUUUGUUUCCUACACAUACGAGUCUACUAAACCACAUUGGUGUCCAUCACUGAGAAUGCUAACAUUACUUUUGGUAAUUUCUGGUUGCCAUCCGAACUUGAAUUACAUUACACACAAUUAUCCGGCCUAUUUAUCAUAGCUAAAAUUGACUAUGUUAUUAGAGACAUCAAAAAUGCAUUUAAAAUGCAAUCUUAAAAGGGGCAAGAGUAGUUAAAGCAGAACAUUUGCAUUCUACAGAGUGAUUAGGUUAGAAGGACAUUGAUGUAACAAAUUGUUAAUUUUUAUUAUCCUCAAAUUUACAAUGUAAAUGUUUUUAAUUAUCUACAUCUUUGCCAACUAAAAAAAAAUGAACUAGCCUGAUGAUUUUGUUGCAUGCACAAAUAAGAUAUAUUAAGAGAGGAAAAAAUUGUCAAGCUGAGGUUUGAGUUUUACGAAUGUAUUCUGUGAUGUAUUUUUCUCCAGAUUUGCUCAUCUUUGCACCUUUUCAGUUGUGUAAUUAUGAGUGUCUUUAUGAUCUUCAGGGCAUGGUAGAAACACUUUAAAUACCUCCAUGAUCUGUUUGUGAAAUUUUCUAGCUGGUAUCUCUGACAGCAAUGCUGAGGAGAUAUUUAAUUUCAAAAUUAAUUUUAAGAAUAUAUUUGCAAACUAAAAAGCUGUCUUGUUUAGAGAAUAAUCAAGAAAUCUGCAGUAAAGAUAAACAAUAGGUUCUCAAAGAUCCUGUCAGGGAAUGGGAAGGGCAGUUUUUAUUUUUGAAUUAAAAAAACUUGUGAAACAUUACCUUAAUAAAAUUAAAGUGCCAAGGGAGGAACAAAAUCUAUUCACAAAUUAAUGCUCAUUUACAGGACAUUUACAUUAAAUAGGCUGGAGUGAUUUUGCCUUAAAAAUAUGACAUCUCCUUUUGAAAGGGUUUGGCAUGCUAACAGUAAAGUCAAAUUUUCAAUUUUACUUCAAAAGUAAGAUUGUUUUACAAUGACUGUAUUGCUAAAUGUAGCUGUAACUGAGGUGACAAGCAUUCGUACUGCAAAGUUAUUCUUCCCUGAAACAAUUUUUUCUCUGGUGAUGUCAUAUCAUCUCUUUGGCAUGUGCUAUGAUGCCGUUUAUUUUAAAGAAAGGUUUGAAUGGUUUUCUCAGAUCUCUCUAGUGUCUAAACAAACUAAUAUUCAGGAUAACAGUCAUCAGGCCCCUAAAUCCCAGAAUUCAAAUGUUUAUCAGGUGUUUCUCUUCAUUAGAGAUACAUGUUAUGGUUAACUACUAAAUCUUUUAAAUAGCCAUUUUAGCAGUUAUAAUUAAUAUACCUUCCUACUUAUACUCAUUUGACAAAGAUUUUGUAUUACAAAAUGUAAAUAGAAAAAAAAUGUAAAAUAAAUCUCUUUUCAUGAAAGGGUAAUCUUGCUGGAACACUCUUAAACUAGCCCCAAAAUUUUCUCUAUUUUUAUGUUAGAUUCUAAGGCUUGAUGGAGGUGGAAUAAAACUUUUUGUUAAUUUCUGA